CCUAUCGGUGGUCUCCACCAGCCCAGCCCGCCCUCCACAAGUUCACCCAUGCCGCCCAAAGUCGCCCAUCCUGCACAGCGUGUGUGACACAUGACCCCAUUGUGAUCACCACCACAACUUUCCGCGUCCUUGAAUGAUCUUCUGUCUUCUGCAACACUGGACCUCUCAAAGUGGCUUCUACCUUUCUUUGGCCUCCAACGGGUUUCUUGCUUCUAUUGUGUGUGAUUUAUUUAUUUUUUUUACUUCUUUAUAAGCAUAAAUAACAGGAGCUAAAAAAAUGACGUCCUUACCAGGAACGGUGCCGCGAAUGAUGCGCCCAGCUUCUGGACAGAACUACCCACGGACCGGCUUCCCUCUGGAAGUGUCCACUCCUCUAGGCCAGGGACGUGUCAAUCAGCUGGGGGGAGUCUUCAUCAACGGCCGGCCUCUGCCCAACCACAUCCGGCACAAGAUCGUGGAGAUGGCCCACCACGGCAUCCGACCGUGCGUCAUCUCCCGCCAACUGCGGGUCUCACACGGAUGCGUGUCCAAAAUCUUGUGCCGCUACCAGGAGACCGGCUCCAUCCGGCCCGGAGCGAUAGGAGGCAGUAAGCCCAGGCAAAUAGCUACGCCGGACGUGGAGAAAAGGAUCGAACAAUACAAGAACGACAGCCCGGGAAUAUUCAGCUGGGAAAUCCGAGAUAAAUUACUCAAGGACGGCGUCUGUGACAGAAGCACCGUCCCUUCAGGUGAGAAACUUUCUGUGAGUUCAAUCAGUCGAAUACUCAGAGCUCGUUUUGGGAAAAAGGACGACGAAGAGGAGGAGGAUUGCUUUAAAAAGGAUGAAGAAGAAGACAAGAAAACCAAACACAGCAUCGAUGGCAUCUUAAGAGACAAAGGAAGUCGAAUGGAUGAAGUGUCUGACGUGGAGUCGGAGCCUGAUCUCCCCUUAAAGAGGAAGCAGCGCAGGAGUCGCACCACAUUUACAGCCGAGCAACUGGAAGAACUGGAGAAGGCUUUCGAAAGAACCCACUACCCUGAUAUCUACACCAGGGAGGAGCUGGCCCAGAUGACCAAACUCACUGAGGCCCGGGUUCAGGUGUGGUUCAGCAAUCGCAGGGCCAGGUGGCGGAAACAAGCGGGAGCCAAUCAGCUCACUGCUUUCAACCACCUGUUGCCUAGCGGGUUUCCCCCGACAGGGAUGCCAACGCUUCCUACGUAUCAGCUACCAGACUCGAGCUACCCAACCAACAUUUUGUCACAAGAUGGUGGCGGUACAGUUCACCGCCCCCAACCGCUACCUCCAUCCACUAUGCACCAGAGUGGUCUGUCCAGCAAUGACAGCCCCUCCACUUAUGGUCUGGCUUCUAAUCGACAUGGGUUUUCUGGCUACUCGGACACCUUCAUGACAUCUGCAGCGCCGAGCAGCCACGUGAACCCAGUCAGUGCUGGGCUUUCCCCCCAGGUGAUGAGCAUCCUGAGUAACCCCAACGGUGUUUCCUCACAACCGCAACACGACUUCUCCGUGUCACCGCUACACGGCAUGUUGGAAACCCCUCCGUCCAAUACCGUGUCAGCCCCCAGCAGCCAACGUUCAACAGACGCGUCCAUUAAGACGGCGGACAGCCUGGCGUCCUCCCAGUCCUACUGUCCCCCGACGUACAGCACCACCAACUACAGCGUGGAUCCGGCUGUGGCGGCUGUCGGCUACCAGUACAGCCAGUAUGGCCAGACGGCUAUGAACUGCCUGACCAAGAACGUGGGCCUGUCCAGCCAGCGCAGGAUGAAGCUCUCCGACCACUCAGGUGUUUUGGGACUGCUGCAAGUGGAGACUGGUCAGGCGUAUUAGUACUACUCAGUGACCGCACAGAGUGAACAGGACAACAUACACCUCCCACCGCUACCAUGCAUUACACAAUUUCACAGUCAUUUACCGUGAUAUUCGGAUACAGGUGGUCCUCAGGUUACUUCCAUAGCUCCUUGUAACAGCGCAUGGAAUCCAUGACCUCUACGUAGGCCUGUCACGAUAACAAACUUAGACUGAUUAUUUUCCUAGUUUGUCAACAUUAUUUUGAGACUAUUUUUCAUUAAUGUAUUGAUAAUUCAUGGUAUAAUAAUGCAAGUACACCGUAUCAAAAGCAAUAAACUGUAAUUUCUCAAGAGACUUUUUCUCUGAAACCUAAGCAACAGGUUAGAAAUCUUGGAGUAAUAAUGGACUCAGAACUGAGCAAUAAUGAGUUUUUUAACACAUAAAAAAAGAUUGAGAGACUAAUCCAUGCCUUUGUUGAUGCGCAAACGGGCGAAAAUAGAUUUUCACAACAGGCAAUAAAUUUAUUAGAAAUUAAUAAAUAAAUUAUUAGAGCGCUUGGCACACGACUCACACAGCUAGCAAGUAGUGCACUCUCUCACGUGUAACGCCACCUAAACCCACUGGGACAAAGAGACUGAAUGACUGACUGGAGCGUUCGCUCACACUGCUCAUUCUGCUAUAAAACCAACACGCCCAGGUGUUGAGGGAAACAUCCAUAGUGAACCCUCUUGUCAUCCAGCCUGUUUGAGGGAGAUAGAGUGGAGAAAGCUAACACGCAUGAACGUCAAUAUAUAGAGACCGGCAAAAUUUAUCUUGUAGUUAAGCAGGCCUAACCAUCUAAAAUAAAAUAAUCUUUAUCCUGAAUGAUGGUCAUGGUGCAAAAAGUUCAUGUUCUCCAGCGAGAACAUUGAAUCCAUUCUUAGGAGCGUGUGUUCAUAACCACAAAUAAACACAAUAAACUGAGAAUCACCUGUAUUGAGGGGAAUUAUUAUUAAGAUGCUCAAUGGAAUCAUUUAAAAAUGAAGUAUGUUUUCAAUCAUAUUUUAAUUUAUUCACUGAAUAGGUUGGUUUAUUUUUAUCCUUCAAAUGAAUUAGUUUAACAAAACUGGAAUUUGGAAACUGCCACUAAAAGUGCAAAUGAAUGUGGUGUCGGUUAUGCAUGUUUUAUAAACAUGUUAUCAUGUUUAUGAUGACAUAAUUAUCAUCAUAAUUAUCAUCAUCAUUUAUAUUAUGUUAACAUGUUAAUUAUCGUCAUCUCAUAACAAACAUGACAACUAUGAUUGCAAGUGUGAUACAAACACAUCUUUUUUUUCAGACCGUUCCAUUUUCAUACAACUCUCUGAUUAAUGUAAGAAAAAUUGUAUAUCUUUGUAACAUAUUGUCAACUUGACAAGAAAAGUCAGGUGUUUUAAAUAAGAUUCAUCAAAUGUUGUCAUUUGAGCCAAACAUACGACACUAUUGCAGUGUUUCUAUUCAGGCCAAGGAACAAAGAGUCAUAUAAAUGAGGAUUAGGAUGGAUAAAUCAUCUCAUCUGUGUUUUUUUUUUUUUUAAUUCAUCCUGAUGUUGUUUCAUUAUGUCAUGUCACUGUCCAACAAAAAGCAUGUAUGUUCAUAUUUUAUCUAUAUAAAGCCCUGGCAAAAUAUUUUUAGUGUUUUUGGAAAUACAUGCUUUUUCUUGAACAGCAAUGAAUGACGUUUUGUACACUUUAAUUACACUUGGCUUUGAUUAUUUAAUAAAAACUGAAUUUCACUAAAUGCAUUCAUGUGUGUAUAUGUCUCCACAAUGAUUAUCACUACUUUUGUUAUGAGAUAAUUAAAUAACAAAAGAAAUGACACUGGGCCCCCCUGGUCAGUUGUCACCACAUCUGUAUUUUUCGGGUCCUUGGAAUUUUCCUAUCUUUUUGUCCUGAAUUGAAACAAUAGUCACACACAC
This is a messenger RNA of Doryrhamphus excisus (bluestripe pipefish), 3722 nucleotides long. RefSeq names its product paired box protein Pax-7-like. Gene Ontology annotation, biological process: regulation of transcription by RNA polymerase II; anatomical structure development. Lineage: Eukaryota; Metazoa; Chordata; Actinopteri; Syngnathiformes; Syngnathidae. The record is from RefSeq and is a predicted model, not a curated record. Gene Ontology annotation, molecular function: DNA-binding transcription factor activity, RNA polymerase II-specific; RNA polymerase II cis-regulatory region sequence-specific DNA binding.